AGGCUUCGGGACAACGUUCGCUAUCCUUAUCGCAGUUUCAGGCACCAUGCGCCAGCUUUCAGUCCGAUCUUGCGUACGCCACUAGGCUUCUGCUAUCGAUUUCAGCAGGGUGCUGUCGGUGGCCAUUUUACCGACUCUUGCGCCCGUCUUUUCCUCGAGUUGAGGCAGAAAUACUGCCCGAAGACGACAGCAGUGCUCACACGAUGUACUACAGUUCUUGAAAGUAGAAGAAGUCAGUUGUAGAGGUCCAUCAAACACCGAUAAGAAAUGUUCAACUCUACGCUAGUUAAACUAAUUAAGCGCGAGGCUAAGACAGCAACGGAGUCCAUACUUUCCGAGAGCACCGGUCCUGUUGCGCCCGAAAAUGCACCCGUCGCCGUACCAGAGGUUGUCCAGAAGCAGGAAUCCACCACCCCCGAAAUCCUAUCAUCCAGCGCACCAGAAUCCACCACACCGAAAGUUACCGUGAUCGACCAAGCCCAGGAAGUCACCAAAAUAGUAGCCCAAAAGACUGGAAUGCAACCAUGGAUGGUCUACUCCAUAGUGAUCGCUAUCUGCUUGGUGAUCCUCGGAAUCUGCUUCUGCUGCAUACGAAGAUGCUGCCGAAAGUGGAGACCGAAGGACAAGAAGGGGAAAACGGUGGAUUUGAAAGCGGUCCACUUGCUGGGGACGUCCUCCAAGGAGAAGGUGCAGCCCGACAUGGACGAACUGACCGAGAAUGCGGAAGAGCCGGACGAGGCGGAGAAACCAGAGGUGCAAAAGUUGGGGAAAAUCCAGUACAAGCUCGAGUACGACUUCAAUCAAAACAGUUUAUCCGUCACAGUAAUACAGGCCGAGGAAUUACCAGCUCUUGACAUGGGUGGCACUUCUGAUCCGUACGUUAAAGUGUAUCUGCUUCCAGACAAGAAGAAGAAGUUCGAGACCAAAGUCCACCGCAAGACCCUGAGUCCGGUGUUCAAUGAAACGUUCGUCUUUAAGAACAUACCGUACGCCGACGCAAUGAAUAAGACCCUAGUGUUUGCGAUUUUUGACUUCGACCGGUUCUCCAAGCACGACCAAAUCGGUGAGGUGAAAGUUCCGCUUUGUCAGAUUGAUUUAGCCCAGACCAUCGAGGAGUGGCGCGAAUUGCAGAGUGUGGAAGGCGAAGGCGGUCAGGAAAACAAGUUGGGAGACAUUUGCUUCUCGUUACGAUACGUACCGACAGCCGGAAAGCUCACCGUGGUUAUCUUAGAGGCGAAGAACUUGAAGAAGAUGGACGUUGGAGGACUGUCUGAUCCGUACGUGAAGAUCGCUCUGGUGCAGAACGGGAAGCGACUGAAGAAGAAGAAGACAAGCAUCAAGAAGUGCACGCUGAAUCCGUACUACAAUGAGUCUUUCACGUUUGAAGUACCGUUCGAGCAGAUACAGAAAGUGAACUUGGUGGUGACCGUGGUGGACUACGACAGGAUUGGUACCUCAGAACCGAUAGGAAAGGUGGUACUGGGUUACAACGCCAGCGGAACGGAGCUCCGCCACUGGUCGGACAUGCUAGCUUCACCACGUAGGCCGAUCGCCCAGUGGCACACACUCAAGGACCCUGAAGACGAAAAGAAGGACUAAGAAGCUGAUCGCUUACAACGCUGAUUUAUUCUAAUAUUAAUAAGGUUUACUCAGAUAUUGGUUCCCUAGCAUGAGAAAACAAUCUGCGUUACUAACUUAUUUAAACGGAAACGGUUAUUAUAAGUGUAUAUUUGUAACAUCAUAGAUGUCAUUAACAUAUAUUUUAUAAAUAACUAUUUGAAGAUGAUACUAGAUGUAACUCUAUGGAGUAACCUGCUAGAACCUAGUUUCUCUGGUAUACACAACAGAAAUGAUUUUCCAAAGGUUACUCGGCUUGCCUUCAACGAAUUACUGGUUUCUGUACAUAGAUCGCCUUCUUCCAAUCAGUCCUUUCGUUCGAAAUUCAUAAUAGUUAACCGACAACAUUACUGAAUGGAAACCCAAACGCGGAAAAGAUCGCCAAUAAGUAUUAGAUGAUUAGAUCAGACAGACAAUAGAAAAAUUAAUAGCUUUUAGAAAUGUUACGACAAUUCGUUGCAUCAUUUUGAAAGACCGGAGCACAAUUUUUUUUAUUUUGAACGCAAUCCUCACAAUGUGGCUCUUCUGACAAUUGUAAUGACGUAAUUUUUGCCUAUACUAAACAUCUAAAUGUGAUUACAACGACAACAAUUUCGCAUAUUGUCGGGAUUGCGUCGGCAUUGAGGAAAAUGCCGAGUUGGGAAGAUGUAGAUUAGGAAUUCCGUUCCAAAAUUUUGUUUCUGAUGUGGUUGAUCCUGCCCACAAGGACUAAAAUAUCAUCAGACUGGAUGUACUCGAGAAAAUGAUAUUAUUCUUCCUCUUUUCUUGUAUAUACCUAUAAAUAAUGUUAACAAUGUUGUGUAAAAUAAAAAAGUAUGUAAACAGA
This is a messenger RNA of Zophobas morio, 2443 nucleotides long. It is a transcript of the gene Syt1, whose product is annotated as synaptotagmin 1. The coding region runs from base 268 to 1599 and encodes 443 amino acids. Gene Ontology annotation, cellular component: exocytic vesicle; dense core granule; axon. The record is from RefSeq and is a predicted model, not a curated record. Gene Ontology annotation, biological process: regulation of calcium ion-dependent exocytosis; regulation of dopamine secretion; calcium ion-regulated exocytosis of neurotransmitter. NCBI's taxonomy places the organism in Eukaryota, Metazoa, Arthropoda, Insecta, Coleoptera, Tenebrionidae. The transcript is spliced from 10 exons. Gene Ontology annotation, molecular function: syntaxin binding; calcium ion binding; calcium-dependent phospholipid binding.